AUGAGGGAUCUAAGAGAGAUACGAGAUCCACUGGUAGUGGGGGGCGUGGUGGGGGAUGUCCUGGACCCUUUCACCCGGUGCAUCUCCCUGAGAGUCUUCUACACCCCGAACCAUCCUGUGGUCUCCGGGGCAGGGUUACGGCCAUCGGGUGUUUCCAGCCGGCCAAGAGCAUGCGUUGGCGGCGAACUCCGGACCUUCUUCACCUUGGUGAGCACCCCACUAUCCUUCGUGCAUCUGACGGGCCACAUUAGGGUAUAGGAUCUGUAGCGAAAAUAUAUAAGCUUACCUCACACGUUAUCGACUGGUCUUUAGUUACAUGGUCCAAUUCUUUCAACAACCGACUCAUACUUGCCGUCUGUACUCUCUCCUAUUUUACUUGAAGGUUCUGGUGGAUCCGGACUCUCCUAGCCCCAGCAAUCGGAUGAAGAGAGAGUACCUGCACUGGUAUUCUCCUCCUCUGCAUCAUCAGCACAGUGUUAGGUACCCUGUUUCGCUAUGCCACUUAAACAAAAUUUCCGUCUCUCCCUGGCUUAGGUUGGUGACGGACAUCCCGGGAUCAACGGCCGCAUCCUUCGGUGAGCAUCGAACUGUUGUUCCUCCGUUCUAUCUUUUACCUCAUUCAGUCUGGUGCCGGGUACAUCUCCCCUCUCGUUGAAAGAAUUGAUGACGAUUGAAGUAGAUUCACAUGUUCUAACCGUGCUUAUUUUAUCGCAAUUAAUUUGGGAUUGUUUGUAUUCUUAUCGAGUAUGUGGAGUAUCCAACUGUGAACGAAGUUGUUACUACAGGGCAGGAGGCGGUCAGUUAUGAGGCGCCGCAGCCGACGGCAGGGAUUCACCGCCUGGUCUUCGUCUUGUUCCGACAGACCGACAGACAGACGGUGCGCGCACCUGCGGAUCGCGAGUACUUCAGCACCCGGGUCUUUGCUCAGCACAACAGCCUCGGCCCGCCAGUUGGCGCCGUCUACUUCAACUGCCAGAGGGAGAACGGAGCGGGAGGGAGGAGGUUCAUGUGA
Spirodela intermedia is the source of this 1012-nucleotide messenger RNA. The record is from the annotation of a GenBank genome assembly. NCBI's taxonomy places the organism in Eukaryota, Viridiplantae, Streptophyta, Magnoliopsida, Alismatales, Araceae.